GUACGUUUGCCAGGGGGUAUUAAAUUAAUCAUUAUAUUCCCUAGUAAAAGUUAUUCUAUUAUCGUUUGUAUGGCAUAUUUUCAUUAGCCAUGAUGGACUCCAGAGAUGAAGUUGUCUUAGCUUUGACAGAUGAUAUGGAUACUGGUUCAUCUUCGGACGGACCUCAUAGCCCAUCAACGCGACGCUCAGCUGUAAUCGGUCAUUUCCUCUUCCGUUCUUCUGCUUUGAUUAUAUAUAUACUAUGCGCUUGGUUUACAACGUCUUUCGUUCUUCCGUUUAUCUUUAUACUUGUUUGCUUAUCACUUGAUUUUUGGGUUGUAAAAAAUAUUUCUGGACGCAUCUUAGUUGGUUUACGUUGGUCGAGUUAUACUGAUGACGCCGGAGUGGUACAUUGGCGAUAUGAUUCACGUAAACCUUCACCUAUAGAUUCUGCUGAUGUUUCUUCCCUUAGUCGACGUGAAUUAGCCGCUCGUAUGGCUAGACAACAAUUAUCUCGUUUAUUUUGGAUUGGUUUAAUUGCAAGUCCAGCAAUAUGGUGUAUAUUUUUCUUGGCGUCAUUAUUUUCAUUGCAUAUUCGUUGGGCUUUUGUCUGUACCAUUGCUUUAUGUAUGAAUAUAGCAAAUGUUUAUGGUUAUAUUCGUUGUUGGAUGUCUAAUAUGAAUGAAAGUGAAUCAAACAUUUUAAAAGUAAUCAAAUCUACAGCAACUAGCAAAAUGUCUAAUUUAUGGCCUUCAUCUCAAACUAAAUCCAAUCUAAAUAACACAUCUGGAAGUGGUCUACCAUUAGUUGCCUAACAAGCAAAACAAACACACAUCUCACGUAUUCCUCUAUACAUAAUGUAAAAAAAAGAGACUCAGUAAAUAUGUUCUGAUUUGUAACUGUGAUAUAACCAUAAAAUUGCACCUUAUUUCUGAUUAUGCAUCUUACCCUUCUCAAUUUCAUCGGAUAUUUAAUAUCAUAAAAGGAAACAAUACAUGGUGUAAAUGUAAUGUCAAACAUGUAGGUACUUGGAAAAGAACAGAGUAUAUUUUCUAUUUAGAUUAAUAUAAUCAAUUGUUUCCAUUGUGUGAGAUGAAUUCAAUUUUUAAUAUUGCUAAUUGUAUAUGUUUCCUAAAUAAAUAAACAUCUACUUAGUUACAGAAAGAAAAAAAAAUAUUCAUCAGACUUUUGAAGGUAAAGUACUUAAUUCAGUCAUCAAUAGGAUUGGUAAACAAUCCAUAUGUUAAUGGUUUUUGAUGAUGCAAGUUUUCUUUUUGAUUUCAAAUUCUUGUUAUGAUUAUUUCCAGUCUACUUGUAUUUGGGUUUUCAUGUAACAGGUGUUUAUUCCCCUCAUCUCUCUCUAUCUCCUUCUAUUUUACAGUAGUAAAACAUGAUCGGUAAGAGUAGAGGAUAUCCGUAGGUUACUAGUAUUUAAUCAUAGGUGUCUUCGAAGCAUUGAUCGUAUAUCCUGGGACCAUCGGGUAAGCAACGCAGUUGUUAGGAAACGGAUACUAGGUAAGGAUGGAAAAUCAAUUGAUGAAGUGAUGAAACUUUAUCAGUUGAGAUAGCUGGGAUAUAUGUUACGUAAGCCCAACCACCAACUGCCCCGACGGGCGAUAUUUUAUGGUGUAGGAGUAAGUUGGAAGAAAGUUAGGGGCGGCC
Molecule: messenger RNA, 1641 nt
Organism: Schistosoma bovis
Lineage: Eukaryota; Metazoa; Platyhelminthes; Trematoda; Strigeidida; Schistosomatidae
Source: the annotation of a GenBank genome assembly